UAGUGCAUGCGUGACUUCUUUCACUUUGUCUGCGGGUGUUGACAUUUACAUUGAAGCCAUGUGUCAAAGACAAAGUGCACCCCUGACCAUAAGGGAUUGCCAGCUCUUUUAGGUCACUCUUUGUCUCGUGUUGGUCUUUGCUUCAACCUUCGCAAACGGUGUGCUGACUGAACUGGCCCUUUCCCCGGAUGACUUCGAGACACAUGUCUCAACCCUUGGAUGCGGCAUUAUGACCGGUGGAAAUAGUACCCAGCCAGACCUUCCCGCCGAAGACUUGCAAAAGGAGCCUCCGCCGGAAGAAAGGCCGCCUCCCGCAGAACAGCAUGUCGAGGAGCCGGAGCUGGAUGACUUUGGGUUGCCUAAAAGGCCGCUGAACGUGCUCCCUCAUGCUACAUCGGACGACAGUGAAGAUGAGGACGAUACUUUCCACGACGCCGAAGCGGCUGUUGAGACGGCUGCCUCAAACGAAGAACAGAAAAUGCGACCGCUGCGGAAAGAGAGGACCAACGGGGAGUCAACGGCUUCUGCGGGUCAUGCUCUAGAGGACUCUACAAACAAGCAGCCCUCUCCAGAACAACCGGACAAUGCAAAUAGCACACCUGCACCCGAAGCCGACACGGCGCAAACCGUUCCGGCCAUUACUAUCCCAUCCCCCGACGUUCGAGCUCCGUCCCAGUCAGCAGAGCACGCUUCCGCGAGCAUAGCAAAGUCACCGGCGAAGUCCCUCUCUUCUCCAAUGAAGGGGACGUUGAAGCGUGCGCAGUCUUCCGACGCACCUGCAGUUUCUGAGUGGUCACAUCAGAGACAAAUCACCAACACUACAAACGACGAGGAAGAAGAAGAAGAGGAGGAGGAGGAAGCAUGGCAAGCGAUGCCAGCCAUCGACGAAUUCGACGUAUACGAUGAUUAUGGGAGGCUGGUGGCCAGGGGUAACAAACAAACCGAGGACGAGACAGAUGCCUAUGUGGGGAUAGGAGGCGCCGGGAAAGGUUAUACCAGAGUACAGCUCGAUGAGGACGCGCAGUCGGCCACUAGCAUGGACGAGGAUACGAACUAUCUGUUCAAGAGUGGUCAGAAACCCGAGAAAGUUGAUGAAGGCUACAUUGAAGAGGACGAUCAAAGAGAUGCACUCACUCAAUUGGAGGCAACGAAGGACCUUUUAACGGAAGGCCAGCGCAUAGCGUAUGUCGCUGUGGUUCGUCUAACAGUUCACAAAAUGUUCAACGCACUUGGUGACCUCGAGAAGACUAGAGGAACAAGGAAGGAACUCAUGAAGUCUGUGGAGAGCAUGGACUUGUGGGGUCAGACGAUAAUGCUGCGCCUAUAUGCGCACAUGGACAUCGACCCGGCUGAGCAGCUUAUGAUCGAACAACUUGCCUCACAUGGCGUACAACCGGCAGACCUUGUCACCCCUUUGAUGCACAACGCAAAGGUUGAGAACCCUAUGGCCAACAGCAAGGAAGCGCUACAGCAACCUGAGAUCCCGCCCAAGCGGAAUUCAACAACAUCGACCAAAAGCAGUAACCUCAAAGACGCAGAAGACGGCGAAGAAGUUCCGGAAGUACACCUGCCGGAGGAUAUGCCACAAACCAAACAGAUAGAGCUUGAUCUACGCUGGACAGUUCUGUGCGACUUGUUCCUGGUCCUGAUCUCGAGCAGCGAGUACGAUGCGCGCUCAAGGCGCCUCCUGGAGAGAGUUGCUUCGACCAUGAAAAUCACCUGGACACAGAUUUGUCGAUUUGAGAAGAGAGUAAUCGACGCUCUAGAGAUGCAAGAAGACGAAAUAAAGGAAAAUUGGGACGAAUCUGAACACCUGGAAAAGAGACGCAAAUUAGGCCUGAAGAGAAAAUACAUGGUGAUGGGUCUAGCAACUGUGGGCGGCGGUCUUGUGAUCGGUCUGUCGGCUGGUUUGCUGGCGCCUGUCAUUGGAGCAGGGCUCGCUGCUGGCUUCACCACGAUCGGUGUCACGGGCACUGCAGGUUUCUUGGGAGGAGUGGGUGGUGCGGCUCUGAUUACCUCUGCUGCUACUGCUGCUGGUGGAACGAUUGCAGUUCGAGCGUCGGACCGCCGAACUGGCCACGUUAAAACUUUCGAAUAUCGGCCCCUGCACAACAACAAACGACUGAAUUUGAUCUUGACAGUCUCCGGGUGGAUGACUGGCAAAGUUGAUGAUGUACGUUUGCCUUACAGCACCAUCGAUCCCAUCAUGGGUGACAUUUACUCUUUGCUCUGGGAACCAGAGAUGCUUCAGUCUAUGGGUGACACUAUUAAUAUCCUCGCGACUGAAGCAUUGACACAAACCGUCCAGCAGGUCCUCGGGAGUACCAUUCUGGUUGCCUUAAUGGCGUCUAUUCAGCUUCCAGUUGUCCUCACGAAGUUAGCAUAUCUUAUUGACAACCCGUGGAGUGUGUCUCUGGACAGAGCCAAUGCUGCAGGGCUCAUUCUUGCAGAUUCGCUGAUCGACAGACACCUGGGACAGAGGCCCAUCACGCUUCUUGGAUUCUCACUUGGGUCUCGACUUAUUUUCUCUUGUCUCAAAGAACUAUCACGCCGCGGCGCGUAUGGCCUGGUCCAGAACGUGUAUCUAUUUGGCUCCCCAAUUGUGGCCAAGAGAGAUGAUUAUCUCAGAGCCAGGUCCGUCGUUUCGGGCAGAUUCCUCAAUGGUUAUGCUUCUAACGAUUGGAUUUUGGGCUAUUUGUUCCGGGCAACUGCUGGCGGCAUCAUGGGUGUUGCAGGUCUUGCUCCAGUCCAAGACGUUCCUGGGGUCGAGAACGUCGAUGUGGGCAGCAUGGUCAAUGGACACAUGUCUUAUCGCGCUGCUAUGCCUCGAUUAAUGCGAGAGGUUGGCUGGGAGGUUGAAAGCGAUGAAUUCACCGAGAUCGAGGAUGCUGACCCUGAAAACCACGCGCAGCGACAGCGCGAGCUCAUUCAAGAGAUUGACGAGGCCCGCAGGAAAGCCGAGGGAAAGCCUGAGAAGAGGCGAUUUGGACUCUUCAAGCGCGGCAAACUGGCUGACAAAAAAGGGUGGGAAAAGUACAAUGUCAACCAAAACGGGCACAAAAUGGAUGGAAGUUCAACUCCCAAUGGCCAGAAUGGCGAUGUCAACGUUCUGUUCGAUAUCGACGCGAUUCGGAAAGAACUAGAAUCUGAAAUGAUCGAAGUGCGGGAAUUGGACAGUACACUACCGCCCAUGCAGAUCACCUCCAUCCAAAAUGGAGAGAAACAUGUCGAAUACCUGCGGCUACCACCUGACAUGAAGCCUGAAGAGGUAGCGAGGAUGAAUCUUCCACCUCGUCCGGACGAAGUCGAUGUGGAUUUUGGACAUGAGCAACCCGCCCUGAUCCUGCCGGCAAGAGUCUCAUCUCUCAGGCCAUCAUCAUCGGCAAGAUCCAGUCCACAAGGGUCACCACGACCCAGCCCAAUACGAUCGCCUCAGCAGUCAUUCGACUCUGGUCGGCGUUCAUCUUAUGGCUACUCAGAACCGAGGGAGCUUACUAGCACGAUGCCGGCACUCAGUCUUACUAGCUUACCCAGGACGGAAAGCGAUAGUGCACCUUCGAUUGUACGGCCCGAGUUGAAAGCCCAUGCCACUGAACCUCCCGUUCCGAGCUGGAACCAGCAGUCAAACUCGUCCUCUAAUGGACUAACACCAUCGAUGGCAGCCCUGAACAUAGGGCAUAAUGCAUGGGCGGAUGACGACGCCCAUCUCGGGCCUGAAAGUGAUAGCAUCAGCAUGACCUUUGAAUGAUGACCAUAAUGCAUGGAGAUUCUCUACAUUUCUGGUUGCAUAGCGCGGCGUUUGGAGGCAUUAUCUGUAUCAGCAUCAUUUACGGUCAGCAUACAUUCAUUUGUAUGAAACACCUCCGGUUCGCAUCCGAGUUGGUUUCAGUACUUAUGCCGGUUCCUCAACUUUCAUAUUCAUAUAUUCAACAAAGGAUGU
This is a messenger RNA of Exophiala viscosa, 3940 nucleotides long. RefSeq lists its product as uncharacterized. The transcript has a single exon. Lineage: Eukaryota; Fungi; Ascomycota; Eurotiomycetes; Chaetothyriales; Herpotrichiellaceae. The coding region runs from base 230 to 3748 and encodes 1172 amino acids. The record is from RefSeq and is a predicted model, not a curated record.